ACUGGUCAUGGUCUCAUGGAACUUAAAAGUGGAAUUUGUACAUCCAUGGUCACACACAAGCUGCUUAACCCUACCGCUUGGCCAAGGAUCUUAGAUUGCCUUGUCGUGAAGAACAGUGGCAGUGCCCCCAAAUAUGACACGUUGGCAGCAUGCACCUCUACGUGGCACCCCAGCACAUUAGACUUCGGGGACAUAACUCAUCCUUACCAAUACAAACCUAUCUCUUCAUCAUAACAAUCACCAACACCUAGUUAAGUUCUAAUUCAACCUCUAUAUAUUCUCACACCAUAAACUCAACUAGCACAGCACCACAUAAUCUCCCUGCCUCUCAUUCUUCAAAAAUGGCGAGCAAGGAUGUUAAGUUCCCUCCUCAGAGCCAGGACACUCGAUUCCUCAAGCCAUAAGUCCAGACUACAAGCCCUCCAACAAGCUCCGGGGUAAGGUGGCUUUGGUGACAGGAGGUGAUUCUGGGAUAGGCAGAGCAGUGUGUGUGUGUUUUGCAAAAGAGGGUGCAACCGUUGCAUUUACAUACGUUAAGGGCCACGAGGACAAGGACAAGGAUGACACACUUAAGAUGCUGCUAGAAUCCAAGACAAGUGAUGCACAAGAUCCUUUGGCAAUAGCUGCGGAUAUUGGAUUUGAUGAGAACUGCAAGCAGGUUGUUGAUUAUGUUGUCCAAGAAUAUGGACGCAUUGAUAUUCUAGUUAACAAUGCGGCCGAGCAGCACUUGACUAAAUCGGUCGAGGAAAUCACCCAAGAUCAACUAGAAAGAGUCUUCAAGACCAAUAUGUUUUCGCAGUUCUACUUGGUCAGGCAUGCACUGAAUCACAUGAAAGAAGGGAGUUCCAUUAUCAACUCAACCUCAGUUAAUGCCUACAGUGGAAGUCCUCAAGCACUGGACUAUACCGCAACGAAGGGAGCCAUUGUGGCCUUCACAAGAGGGCUUGCUCAGAUGCUGGUGAGUAAGGGGAUUCGGGUGAAUGCGGUGGCGCCAGGUCCGGUUUGGACGCCAAUACAACCAGCUUCCAUGCCUGCCGAGAUGAUUCAGAGUUUAGGGUCAGAGGUGCCAAUGAAGCGAGCAGCUCAACCAUCGGAGAUUGCACCCUGUUAUUUGUUCUUGGCAUCCCUUCAGGACUCUUCUUAUUUUAGUGGCCAAGUUCUCCAUCCAAAUGGUGGAGUGAUCGUCAAUGCUUAGUACUGUUAUAUAUAUACAUAUUUAUAUGGUUAGGCCCUGUGAAUAUGCAGCACUAUCAAAGGAGAUACUUAUUUAGAUAUAUGUCUGUGGGUGCGGGGUUGAAAAUAGAGUUUAGCGUAUUUCGAUAUGAAUAAAGUUUGUGUACCGGUUGUGUAAGAUAUUAUGAGAACGACAAUGCCAAUGUUUUCUCUAUUUCAGAAAUAGUAAUAAUGGGUACAUGUUACUUUCA
Molecule: messenger RNA, 1424 nt
Organism: Arachis ipaensis
Lineage: Eukaryota; Viridiplantae; Streptophyta; Magnoliopsida; Fabales; Fabaceae
Product: glucose and ribitol dehydrogenase
Molecular function (GO): oxidoreductase activity
Source: RefSeq, a predicted model, not a curated record